Messenger RNA from Diceros bicornis minor, 6029 nucleotides. RefSeq names its product collagen type XXIII alpha 1 chain (gene COL23A1). Lineage: Eukaryota; Metazoa; Chordata; Mammalia; Perissodactyla; Rhinocerotidae. Bases 203 to 1834 code for a protein of 543 amino acids. The record is from RefSeq and is a predicted model, not a curated record. The transcript is spliced from 29 exons.
UAGAGGAAACUGCCCAAAGUGGCCGCUGUGGAGGAGCUGGUGGCGGCGAAGGGGGCGUGCGCCGCGAUUCGCUGCUGCCCGGAGGCCAAACGCCCUGCCUGGCCGACCUCGUGCCUCGUUUCCCGCCUGGUACCCGCUCGCUCAGUCCGCGACCCCAGUUCUGCACUGCCGCCUCGGAGAGCCCACGCGCGACCAGCGCGCCAUGAGCCCAGGCGAGCCCGCCGGCGGCGACGCGCGAAAGGAUGGCCCGGCGGGCGGCGGCAGCGGCGGCGGUGGGCGCCCCGCGACGGCGGCCGGGGCCUGGGCGGUGAGCGCGCUGUGCCUGCUGCUCUCCGUGGGCUCGGCGGCCGCCUGCCUGCUGCUGGGCGCGCAGGCGGCCGCGCUGCAGGGCCGGGUGGCGGCGCUCGAGGAGGAGCGGGAGCAGUUGCGGCGCGCGGGGCCGCCGGGCGCCCUGGUCGCCUGGGCCGAGCCGCACCUGGAGCGCCUGCUGCGCGAGAAGUUGGAGGGACUAGUCAAGCUCCGGACAGUUCGGGAAGCGCCCACCGAGUGCAUCUGCCCCCCGGGCCCCACUGGACGGCGCGGCAAGCCUGGAAGAAGAGGCGAUCCCGGUCCUCCCGGGCAAUCAGGACGAGAUGGCUACCCGGGGCCACUGGGUCUGGAUGGCAAGCCUGGACUUCCAGGCCCCAAGGGAGAAAAGGGUGCACCAGGAGACUUUGGCCCCCGGGGAGACCAAGGGCAAGAUGGAGCUGCUGGGCCUCCAGGGCCCCCUGGACCCCCUGGGGCCCGGGGCCCUCCUGGCGACACUGGGAAAGAUGGCCCCAGGGGAGCACCAGGCCCAGUGGGUCCCAAAGGAGCGGCUGGGCAAGACGGUGAGACGGGCCCAAAGGGACCCCCGGGGCCCCAGGGUGAGCCGGGCGUUCCUGGAAAGAAGGGGGAUGACGGGACACCAAGCCAGCCAGGGCUCCCUGGACCCCCAGGGCCCAAGGGCGAGCCAGGGAGCAUGGGGCCUCGGGGAGAGAGCGGCGUGGACGGCGCCCCAGGGCCAAAGGGGGAGCCGGGCCAGCGAGGCACCGACGGAGCCGCAGGGCCACGGGGACCCCCAGGCCUGAAGGGCGAGCAGGGAGACACGGUGGUGAUCGACUACGAUGGCAGGAUCUUGGAUGCCCUUAAGGGUCCUCCUGGGCCACAGGGGCCCCCGGGGCCGCCAGGGAUGGCCGGAGCCAAGGGCGAACUCGGAUUGCCUGGUGCCCCAGGAAUCGACGGAGAAAAGGGUCCCAAAGGACCGAAAGGAGAUCCAGGAGAGGCUGGGCCAACUGGACCCAAAGGGGAAGCAGGAGAGAUGGGCCUGUCGGGCCUCCCGGGUGCCGACGGCCCCAAGGGGGAGAAGGGAGAGCCGGCAUCUGAUAACCUACAGGAGAGCCUGGCCCAGAUCAUAGUGGAACCAGGACCCCCUGGCCUCCCUGGUCCCCCAGGCCCCAUGGGCCUUCAGGGAAUCCAGGGUCCCAAGGGCUUGGACGGAGCAAAGGGAGAGAAAGGCACGUCAGGGGAGAGAGGAGCCAGCGGCCUGCCUGGGCCAGCUGGCCCACCAGGCCUUAUUGGGCUGCCAGGAACAAAAGGAGAGAAGGGCAGACCUGGAGAACCAGGACUAGACGGAUUCCCUGGACCCCGAGGAGAGAAAGGCGACCGGAGCGAGCGUGGAGAGAAGGGGGAGCGAGGCAUCCCUGGCCGGAAAGGAGUGAAGGGCCAGAAGGGUGAGCCAGGACCGCCAGGCCUGGACCAGCCCUGUCCUGUGGGGCCCGAUGGGCUGCCCGUUCCUGGCUGCUGGCAUAAGUGAUUCCCCAGCACCCAGCUCACAACCUGUACAGAUUCGUGUGGACGUUUUUAAUUUCUGUAAAAACAGAACAGUAAUAUAUUGACCUUUUCUUCACGGGAUGUACCACGUGUGGCCUUAUAACAUUUAAGACUGUUCCCGGCCCAGUGCCGGAACGAUCCGCAUGUGAAGCUGGCAGGAAAGUGGACAGGCAGACAGAGGAACUGUGUACUUGAGGGGCACCCACAGGACUGGGCUUUCCCAGGAAGGAAGGAGACGAAGGUACAAGUGCCUGGCUCAGGAGAGGCUGCAGAGAUGUCGGGUCGGGCCUUCAGCCACCUGAUUGGCAGAGAGACUCCGCUGCCCAGUACCCUGUGAGAGCUUGCCUUCUGACUCUGGAGCCCCUGGGGCCCACCCCACCCAAAAAGGCCCAGGGCUUGGAUGGCAAACACAGCUGCUCCUGGCCUCUCUGGCCUCUGGAAUCAGCCACAGCCAGCUGCCCACCCCCUCGGGCCCCCUGGGCCCUAGAUUCACCAGGGCAGGACAAGACUCCCGCCCAGCACUUGCAGCUGGACGCUGGGAGCUACGGAAAGCACCCUGAAUGGGUCUCACUCCCAGCAAGCUCAGUAGGCCUCAGGAGGCCAGCCAGCCAUGAGAACAUGUGUCCUCCGGCCAGGAGCAGAGGCCAAGCACUGUGAUUGCCACCAUGCGGCCCCAAGUGUGGAGGACAGUGGGUCCCAGGUAGGAGUGGCUGCUGCUUCCUGUCUCCACACCACCCAGAGCAGGGGCGUGAUGAGACUUUGCCAGCCUGAGGAGACGGGCCUCCAGCUCAGAGUUUGGGUCUCACUGGCCCCAAGUCUCCCACCCAGGAGAACUCUGGUCAGCCUGCCAGAAAUGGUCCUCUGGGUAAGCUGUGCAGACGAAGAGAGCCUCAGGGCUGGUUCCCGGCCGGCCUGAGCAGGGGGCCUGCGACCUGAGCCGCCCGUGCUCUGAGAAGAGGCUUCCCCACUCUGAUAAGGGUCCCAGCUGCCAGCCCCGGCCCAGCUACUUGCCUCCCUUCUCUGUGUAGAUGGACAUCGCUGCGUGUAAUAAACCACAGAUGUGUGUCAGGGUGUGCCUGUCCUUGCAGACUACCCCUGGGGCGCCCCUGGGUGAGGUUUCAGCCUGGCCAUUGCUGAGUAGGGAGGGACAAAGGGACCCCCUGGGUCCAAACCACCCCAGAAACCAGAGGAAGUAGUUCAGGGUCAGGGCAAAGAUGGGGUUUGGAGUUAGGAAGACACAGACUCAAGGUGUGGUCCUGCCGCGUACUAGCUGAGCUCUCUGUCUAGUCAAUCACUUCAUGAGCCUGUGCGCUCCUCUGAUCCAGUAAUCAGUGAUUGCUGCAUAACAAGUCACCCCAAAACUUGUUGCCUUAAAACAACGAUCCUUUAUAUUUCCGUCUUACAGUUCUGAGGGUACAGGGCUCAGCUGGGUGGUUGUCGCUCAGGCUCUCCCACACCUGGCAGAUGAUGCUGGCUGUCAGCUGGGACCCCAGGUGGCCAGAACACCUCUCUGUGUGGCCUGGGCUCCUUCACAGCAUGGCUGCUGGAUUCCCAGGGUGAAUGUGCCAGGUGGAAGCUGUGUCGUCUUUCAUGGCUAAGCCUCAGAAGUCAUGGUGUCACGUCCUGCCAGAAUCAGAGUUUCACCCUAAUUCAAGGGAAAAGUGUCAGCAUCAUAUUUUAAGGGGAAAAUGUGGGAUAGUAGAUCUUGUUGCAGCCAUCUUAGAAAAUUCAACCUGCCACCUCAUCUGUAAAAUGGGACAGUAAUGCUUACACUCAGAGGGUAGUUGAGUGAGAACCAACUGCGUGGAAUAAGCAAAGAAGCUAGGACAGGUCAGGCACCCAGAAGUGCCCACAGUUCUGAGUUCCCUCUCGCCUCCCCACUCCAAGACCAAGCAAGGGCCACAGUCUUGCAGAGCGUUUCUACAUCUCUUAUCCCAGCUGGUCCUUAUAACAACCCUGAGAGACAGACCCAGCAAAUGUGCCCAUUUCACAGGUGACAAAACCAAGCACAUCCAGGGUGGUGCAGACAAAAAGGGACCUGCAGUGACAGUGUCUCAGGGCUUCUUCCUCCAAGGACUGAGGCCUAAGGAGGCCACAGUAUGGGUAGAAGAGGCCCAGCCACACCCUGGCUGAGGAGGUGGAAGGUGUCAAGUCCCCACCUCUGUCUCCCUAAGUUGCUGGCAAUAAGUGGCAGGCCACACUACUCAGCCAGUCAUCUGGGUUACCGAGGAAGACAGUCGUGUGAAAAGGAAGAGAAACAGUGGUGCUGUGAUGACUAAUGGAGAUCACUGGGUGUCCCAGUGUCCUUUGGAGUUCCAGUAUAACCUCACAAAUCUACUGCACUCUACAGUUUGUAAUUUGCUCUCCCCUCCACCCAGGUACCUCACUGGAUCCCCUCACCAACCCUGUGAAGGACAGGGCCUAUGUGGUUGGUGUCACUAUUGCCACUUCACAUAUGGGAAAACUGAGGCUCUGAGGGUUAGUCGCCUGCCCAGUUGUGGUGGCAGGCUUGGGACCGGACCCAGCCUCUUGGAUGUCCUCCAAUUUGUCUUUCUGAAAUUGCUUGGCAGGGCAUGGAAUCUGCUAGGCAGCGCCAUGAGGCUGGGUGAUUGGCAGGCAGAUCUUCAUGGGGGUAGAAGCCACAUGUUCUCCCUUUCGCAGACACUGGAGGGAGUCCCUUUUCUGCUCCUUUGGGCAGGACAAGGCCAUUCAUGGCCCAUUGCUGCCCCCUUGAGGCCUGAUACCGUGUAGCCUCACGUCUGCAAACUUUUCAACUGCAAACAUCAAAAUUUAGAGCCUGCGGAGUCCCUCCAAGAGAAAGAGACUUGAAGAGAGUGAAUUACUUGCUUGAGGUCCCAGUUGAGACACGGCAGGGUGCCCUGCCUCACAGCUGAGCCUCCUGGACUGAGGGGCCUCACGUCUCCCUGCCAAGAAGGGCAGCUCUGCCUGAAACUACCCCCUUCUGGGAGAGAGGGAAGCACAUUUAUCCAGUCCUGCUGUUGGCCACGGCAGCUAAUCACAUGGAUGACUAUCCCCUUUUGCAGAUGAAUCGAAGGCCUGAGAGGAGUGGGCUUACCCGGGUCUCCUUCUUCCUGAUCCCUAGGAUACUGCAUGGGAUGCUUUCGACAGUUGCAAUGAUUGGGGGACACUCCUGGCAUUCAGUGGGCAGGGCUGGGGAUAUCAAACAUCUGAAAUGCAUGGGACAGUCCAGGCCAAUGAUGAAUCACGUCACCAAGAAGGCCAGUGCUGCCCACACUGAGCCACACCAUGCCCUGGGUUCAAAUCUUGACUCGGCCAUUUCUUCCCAUCCCCUGCCCUGUUCGUCUCCAGUGGCAUCUGGAAGGCCAGGCAUGACAUAAUGGACAGAGCAGUGCUUAGCAUGGGGCCAGAGGCAGGAAGGAGUGGGCUUUUCUGAGUUGGAAGAAGGGGAGGCUUCCUGUUGUCAUCCCGUCCCUGUUAUAGAUACUUUGGCCCAGAAAUGGCCCAGCCUGGUCUAACCUCCAACUGUAUUACCUCCUGACCCUGGACAUUCCGGGAGUGGGUGAGAUGUGGGCUGGGCCUGGCUGCAGGCCUCUCACCCUCCACCCAAGGCAGGAAGAGCCCCUGAACCAACCUGACUUCUCUGCACUGUCCUGGGCCACAAGGCAGGCUUGUGUUCAGACUCAAACAGGACCAAAGAUGGGCCUCAAACAGGACUCUCAGACUCCUCCCUGCUCCCCCCACCCCACACACACACAUGCACCAAACACAUUACAUUAAAAGCUGGAACCACAGGGCAUAGUCACCUAUGGGUCUCCCCACCAAAGAGGAGGAGCAGAUCCAUUGAGAAAACCAGCAACCUUGGUCCCACUCACAUUUCACACACCGGGAGGGAGUCUUGAUCCUCACAAAACAAGUACAGGGUACAAGCAAACUCUCUUGGUUAAUUUGGGAGGAAUUUUUUUUUUUUCAAGAAUCAUACAUAAGGUUCAAUUCAGCUUUACCAUUAAAAAUAAGAAACUUCAUUCAGUUUGGGAAGAUGAAAAAGUUUUGCAGAUGGAUGGUGGUGAUGGUUGCACAAUGUGAAUGUUCUUAAUGCCACUGAACUGUACACUUAAAAUGGUAAAUUUUAUGUUAUAUAUGUUACCAUAUAUAAAUAAAUGAGACACCAAAUGUUCUUUAAUAAAUGCCUUAAGCAU